Molecule: messenger RNA, 3097 nt
Organism: Aphanomyces astaci
Lineage: Eukaryota; Oomycota; Saprolegniomycetes; Saprolegniales; Verrucalvaceae
Exons: 1
Coding region: 154-1944 (596 amino acids)
Source: RefSeq, a predicted model, not a curated record
GCAUUCGGAGGUUCAAAGCAAACGUUCCAUCGCUCUCUUCUUCUGUCCUUCCGCGCCAGUCCAAUCUUCCAUUUUCGCGUGUGAAGAACUCUCUGCUGCCUCAGAAUCGGAACCGUACCUGUAACCACAAGACAACACAUUCUCAACUUUAGCAUGCAGCGCUGGGACGACAGCGCCAAUCCGCAUACGCCAGCCCGCUUUGCGCGCCGCCUGCGUGUGGUCACAGAGCCCCGUCGCAGCAACAGCAACAAGAUGCUUCGCACGCGCACCUUGAGCGAGCUGGUCUUCACGUCCCCACGCAACAGCCCGCGUGUCACGCCUCGCAAUGCUCGCUUUGACAUGGACAUUGAAGUGAGCACGUCGUUUGCUGAAGGCGACGGUAUGGUGGACUUACUCUCGUCGAAUCCCAUGUACAGCGCGGCACCUGAUGGCCCUUCCAUGGAGCAAUCACUAAUUGUCGUGGAAGACAGCGAGUCGCCUGACGAGAUGUUCCGGAGCCAUAGCGGCCAGACGUCGUUGCUGGAAGACUUGGAUGACCAAGUCUUUAGCGAUCGCAUGUCCGUCGACGACGAUGAAAUCGACUUGGAGCUCGAGGAUGUUGAGGAUGAAGCCAACGCCAUCAUCGACACUCCCACCACCGUGACCACUGUCGAGGACAACCAAGAUGAAAUCCGCCAAGGUCGGCCCACCGGAGUGUCCGAGGUCGUGGACAUGCUGUUCGAGAUCCACACGGCGCUCAAGUCCCGGCACAUGGGCCAGCGCACCGCCGCAUCAGCGCUGGCUGCGUCCAACCUCGUGUCGUCCGUGGCGUACCCAGCCAACCCCAUGCCCCGCGACGAGCAACUCGAAGUGCUCGACAACACACGCAAGAUGCUCGAGUGUGCCAUCUGCCAGGAGAUCUUCACCGGUGCCACCGAAGCACUGUGUUGUGGCCAAGUGUUUUGCAAACUGUGCAUUGAACGGUGGGUCAGCGAACGCAGCUCGUGCCCCAUGUGCCGCGACGAGCUCAGCAUUGCGCAGCUCGCGACUUCUCGCCACUGCCAGCGCAUGGCCAACGAGAUGACUGUGCCCUGCCCCUACUGCUCGGAAAACAUGAAGAAGGCGGUGCUGGAAGACCACAUGGACACCUGCGCCGAUGCGCCGCUGGAACCCCCUCCGCCAGCCGACGUGGCCCUGCGCGCCAACCUGCUAGCCGCGGCGCGCCUGACGACCCAGAUGAUGACUCGCUUCCUCGUCGCCCCGUCGCCCCCCGAAGCGCUCAUCACGCAGUGCUACAUCCGCACCCGGGGCAGCGGCAACUACGAACUGUACACCCAAGACACGGACGUGCUGCUCUGCACCGCCGUGCGCCGACGCCAGCUCGACAUGAGCGUGACAUUUUCGAUCUAUGCGUCCAGCGCCGCCGACGCCACCAUCGCCCGCCUCGAGCGCAACUUUGUCGGGUCCCAGUACACCGUGUUCAACACGACUGAGGAGCACAACACGGAGCUCGGCGCCGUGCAGUACGCCGCCACCUUCGGCAAGACCCCUCGGCAGAUGCGAGUGGCGCUACCCACCGUCUCCCGCCGCGCAUUGGCGUCCACGGCGGACGAACUGAACGCGUGGGGUGUCGACCAGUACACGCCAUCUUCCCGGGACGACUCGAUGCUGGCGCAAAUCGACCGCCCAGACGGACACCGCGCCAUCAACCUCAUCAACAAGCCCCCCGUGUGGAUCGAAUCCCUAGAAGCGUAUUGCUUGGACUUUGGUGGCCGUGUGGCGGCGGCAUCGGUCAAGAACUUUUUGCUGUCGCACCCAGAUGACAUGGACAAGACCAUGAUGCUGUUUGGGCGGACAUCGGACCGACAAGUGUACUCGAUGGACUACCGCCACCCGUUCUCGCCCGUGCAAGCGUUUGCGAUCGCCCUCAGCAGCAUGGACUCGCACCUCGUGACCUUUGAUUAAGGAGCAUAUUUCGAUUUUGGUAGUCGGGCCUAGGAGUAAUAUUUUUUAUCUAACAAGUUCGUGUAUUUUCACAACCUUUGCACUCAUCAUCAUCAUUUCAUUAUGAAGAGUCAUAUCCAAACUCGUCGUCUGCUGUGGCAUCAUCGUACGAGGCAAAUCCACGGGGAACGGCGCGACCGACUACUUCCGACUUCUCCAUCACGUUCCCUCGUGCUAGCCGCUGGGACUCGGAGUCACCGUACCGCUCCAGAUCGAGUCCUUGGGCGGCCAAGCCGCGCCGUAGGUCCCGUUGGACACCUCGAGUUUCAGGCAUCUCUGGUUUGUGUGUAUGAAAGUCACGAAGGGCUUGCUUGGAUCGCUCUUCCUUUUGUUCGGCCCGCAUCCUCUCGCCAGCUGCCUUCUGGCGUUCUUUGUCGCGGUCGUCGCGACGGGUUGACUUGGGCGGCCCCUUUCGCGGCAUGUCAAGAUGAGAAUUGGAGUACCAAUUUAUUCGGUCAUAAAUAGCUCGCUCAUAGAUAUCGCAUCUAUUUUUAGCAUCGUUUCCUUCCAUACCGUAGGGAAUUGGAAAUGAAGCGGCAACGAGCUAGCGACAACCUCGCAAAAGUCAACGAGAACCACUGACAUGUCACCAUAGUAUACUAACUAUAGAAAUACGAGGUCGUCGCCAAAAGGAUCGACGAGGUCAAUCCAAUCAUCACCGCUACUUCCUUCGAGGGUUGUCGCGCACUCAUAAAGCCUUGCAGCAGUAUCGGGUGCUUCGUCCGCUACGAUAUCCUCUUCGGAAGUUCCUUCGUCCAAGCCAUCGAAACUUUCGUCAUGCUGUGAGCUAAUCAGUGUACACAUAUCUCCUCGUCCGAGCUUGUCAUUUGCAUGUGGCUCCCCAUAGCGCUGCAACACAAGGCCUUUUUCCGCGAGAGCACGUCGCAAGUCUAGUCGGCCAGCCCGCGUCUCGGGCAUGGUAGCUGCUCGCUGGAACUGCCCUAGUGCCAGCGCUGCACGCUCGGCCAGUGAAGCGUCGCGCUUUCUCGCUUUGGCAUCGUCUUGACGCUGCUGUUGUCGUUCGUCCCUGCGGGUGGGUCGAGGUGGGCCUUUGCGUCCCAUGGUCGUUCGUCAGCAGAUAUAAAAUGAUGACUCACUGACAAAAGAAAAGAAU